GUUGCUAAAAAUGAUCGGUUUGGUUGUUACAAUAGUUCGAGCUUGACCAUGGUAGCUCCUCUAUAUAUCCCGGGUCCAUAUUUUAAUCAGUUAUACAAUAAUGGCGUCUCAAAGCAAUACAGGUCCUUCAUUGAUAUCAAUCUCACAUGGCGGUGAAUAUACUGUACAGAUAAAAAAGAAGGAAAUAUGGAUACAUUCUGCAGUGCCGAUUGAAGGGACACGAUUUCUUCAGUCCAGCAAACUUAAGGAACCCCUCAGUACACAAUUAAAAUUUCUCAAGAUAUCAGGGUCUGGUGCAACCAGUGACGGUGAAAACAAGCCCAACACCACCCAACACGAAGAACCAUUGGAUCUUGCUUCCCAUUACCGUAUCAUAUGUGGCAGCGAAAGUCGAAUUUCCGUCUGGCAAGUGGAUUCGCUUGAAUGGCACGCAGACAUCGAGAAUAUCGAGCCAAGCUUAACUUCUGUUGACUUUGGAGCGAGUGAUGACGAAGCCAUUCUUUUUCACGCGUGGAGCUCAAAAGCGACUAUCUUCAAUCUUGAUUCUGCAAAAAGUCUUGUUAUCAAGUCACCCAAAUUCUGCAAUCCAAGCAGCCAAGGGUACGGCUAUCGGCCGAGGACAAGGCAACUUGCUAUUCUGCUAAAACCAGAAACUAGUGACUUGCUGACAAUCCAUGAAGCUUGCUCCUAUGAAACUAUUUCAAAGGUCAUCCUGCCAACAAUUGAUGCUCAGGGAUUGAAAUGGAGCCCGGAUGGAAGAUGGAUCGCUAUCUGGGAUGCCGCCAACAACGGUACAAAGAUACUCAUUUACACAGCUGAUGGUCAGCUAUUCCGAACAUACUCCGGACGACCAGAUACAGAAACGACGCAUGAUCUCGGUAUUAGAUGUAUAGAAUGGGCACCUCUGAAACGUCGGCAGCAAAGCUCUGAACUGUUAGCUGUUGGUAAGUUUGAUGGGACAGUAGACCUACUUAAUACUCGAACAUUCUCAUGCUCUACAACACUCUUACAUACCUUUCAAAUCGAUACCCAAUCACCCGCAGUCUGGCGGGAGCGUAUGUCCUUUGAGGGAAAACUCGAAUACGCCGAAGCCUCUUCUUCAUCGGCUUUUACUACAGCUAGUGCUGACUCUGCGGGAUUUCCUCGUGGAGUUUCAAUGCUACGGUUCUCAUAUAACAGCGACUUCCUAGCUACAGUAGACCAAACUCAACCAAACAUCGUCUGGAUUUGGUCUUUAAGUGCCUCUAUUAAUCUUAAAUCAGCCUUGGUACAUGAGCACAAUGUCAGAAAUAUUGCUUGGCAUCCACGAGAGCAAGAGCUACUUAUUACAACGGCCAAUAGCACUUUCGCUGCAGUACACGUUUGGUCACAGGACCGCAACCCGAAUAUUGCGGGGGUUCCGAUUUCGCGUAGUGAGGCAGGAAGAUAUGAUGUCACUUGGGUAACAGCGACUGCUCGCGGUGAGCCAGAUGUAUUCUGGUUCAACACGGCUGAUGAUGCUGUUCUUGGUCAUCUUUCAGUAGGUGACGAUGGGCAUGGGUAUUUCAACAUGCUCCAUUCUGUUAGUGGAGACGGUUACCCUCAAACAUAGAGAGAAUACUGUUCCAAACUGAUAUCAAAAAUUUUAUUUUCUUAAACACUUAUAUGGUCAUAG
Molecule: messenger RNA, 1654 nt
Organism: Talaromyces proteolyticus
Lineage: Eukaryota; Fungi; Ascomycota; Eurotiomycetes; Eurotiales; Trichocomaceae
Product: WD40 domain protein
Exons: 3
Coding region: 101-1591 (496 amino acids)
Biological process (GO): microtubule anchoring at mitotic spindle pole body; protein localization to mitotic spindle pole body; mitotic sister chromatid segregation
Cellular component (GO): MWP complex; microtubule organizing center; mitotic spindle
Molecular function (GO): protein binding
Source: RefSeq, a predicted model, not a curated record